AUGGCGGUGCGGCAGCGGCUGCGACAGCUGUUCCAGGACCCGCAGCCCAUCGGGGCCAUCGUGCUGGAGCGGACGCCCGCCCCCGCCGCUGCUGCCUGGGCUUCGCCGCCACCACCCCCGCCCCCGCCGCCGCCGUCCCCGCCCCUGUCACCGCCGUCGUCUUCCUUGCCGCCGGCCGCGGUGCCGGCAUCGCCGCCGCGGCGGCAGGGUCCGCUGCCGGAGGAGUGCGCCGUGUUCCACUGCCGUGGCUGCUGGACUGUGCUGGGGGACUCGCUGCAGCUGUGCGGGCAGGAGCCGCCGGGGCUUAGCGUCCUCAUCUGCUUCAAAGUCACCAGCGAUGUGACCUGGGAGGACUCGCUGCUGGUCGGCCUGGAGGGAGCCCUCCUGGGAUGUGCUUAUUAUUUAUUAUUCUGUCGGUCCUGUGGCUCGGCCGUGGGCUUCAUUCUUUAUUCUUCUGGCAGUGAGCUGGCACAUCUCCGGGACUUGUUCUGUUUCUUCAAGGACAGCAUCAUGUGUUACUUCUUAAAAAAUCAAAUGAUUAUAGAAGCUUCUAAGGUGACUUUUCCAGCUGUGACCUUAAAGAAACACAUGCAGAAUAUGAAAGAAAAGCUUGUGGAGUUAAGUAGUCGUGUAGAAUUAUUGACAAGGAAGCUGGAUAAAAUAAUUAUGUAA
Agelaius phoeniceus (red-winged blackbird) is the source of this 672-nucleotide messenger RNA. RefSeq names its product Opa interacting protein 5 (gene OIP5). Gene Ontology annotation, cellular component: chromatin; nucleus; chromosome, centromeric region. Gene Ontology annotation, biological process: CENP-A containing chromatin assembly; chromosome segregation. The record is from RefSeq and is a predicted model, not a curated record. Lineage: Eukaryota; Metazoa; Chordata; Aves; Passeriformes; Icteridae.